This is a messenger RNA of Drosophila arizonae, 617 nucleotides long. RefSeq lists its product as uncharacterized. The record is from RefSeq and is a predicted model, not a curated record. Gene Ontology annotation, biological process: tail-anchored membrane protein insertion into ER membrane. NCBI's taxonomy places the organism in Eukaryota, Metazoa, Arthropoda, Insecta, Diptera, Drosophilidae.
UUUUUUUUUUCAUCAGCAAAGGAAAACAAAUUAUUGGAUCAUUUUUAUAGAAUUAACUCAAACCAAAAUAUGGAUUUGUUCGUACUAAUAGCACUGCUGUGCCUGAUCAACACAAUCCUUCCAGACAUCAUUCGCAACUGGGUUAAAAUAUCCCGUUUUUGGAAAGGACCCAAGGUAAAGCCAGAGGAUCUAGCAGCGCUGCAAGCAGCCCGCGAAGAGCUUACUCAAGUACAAAAUGCAGAGCAUUCCGGGGAAUAUGCAAGGAAAAUCAAGACCAUGCGUGCCGAGCGCAAAGUCGCCGAUGCUGAGAGCAAAAUUUUGAGGGCCAGUCAAAUGCAGAAGCUUAAGCAGUCAACUAUUGAUACGGUGGCCUACUAUGUGACGAAGGUCGUCUUCUCGCUGGUCGUCAUCAUUGUGUGUGCCCGCCAUCGGUACUCGGCUGUGAUGAUUUUCGACGAGAGUUUUAGUCUACAGCCGCUGAGCGGACUGCUCAGUUUUCCCACUGGCAUUUACAAUGCUAUUUCGGUGCCUACCUGGGCACUCUCAUGUAAUUUCACGUUUCGACUUCUGUACGAUCUGGUCAAAAACUAAGGUGUCACAAAUUGAAUUGUAAUUUU